Molecule: messenger RNA, 5335 nt
Organism: Terrapene triunguis (Three-toed box turtle)
Lineage: Eukaryota; Metazoa; Chordata; Testudines; Emydidae
Gene: NOTCH3
Product: notch receptor 3
Exons: 22
Coding region: 139-5268 (1709 amino acids)
Biological process (GO): regulation of developmental process; Notch signaling pathway; regulation of DNA-templated transcription
Cellular component (GO): membrane
Molecular function (GO): Notch binding; signaling receptor activity; calcium ion binding
Source: RefSeq, a predicted model, not a curated record
UCCGGGAGGGAGGGAGGCAGCCUGGCUGCGCUGGUGUCUGGCUUUGCGGCGCGGGGCUCUUGGCCCCGCCAUGGAUCUCUAGGGCGGGGGCGGCGGAAGAGCGGGCUCCGGGUCCGGGAUCGCGAGCGGAGCAGCGGGAUGGGCUCGGGGGCCGGGUCCCGGGCGCUGCUGGGCGGCAGCCUCCUGGGCAUCGCGCUGCUGGCGCAGCUGGGAGCCGGAGCAGCCGUGCAGUGUCUGGAAGGCUCCAUGCCCUGUGAGAAUGGCGGCCAGUGCAUCCUCUACUCCAACGGGAAGGCAGCCUGCGUGUGCCAGCCUGGGCUGAUUGGCGAGCGUUGCCAGUUCCAGGACCCCUGCCACCAGUCGCCCUGUGCCAAUGGGGGCGUGUGUGAAAGCUCCCUCAAGGAUGGCACCGUGCAGUACCAGUGCACCUGUCCCAAAGGCUUCCGAGGUCAGGACUGCUCCCUGGGUGAUGCCUGCGCCAACAACCCCUGCGCCAACGGGGCCCGUUGCACCAACUGGAACAGCCGCUACAACUGCACCUGCCCGCCAGGCUACCAGGGCCGCAACUGCCGCACGGACGUGGACGAGUGCCGGGCACCGGGCGUCUGCCGCCAUGGGGGCACCUGCUUCAAUACGCCGGGCUCCUUCCGCUGCCAAUGCCCGGCCGGCUUCACGGGGCAGCUGUGCGAGAGCAUCUACACACCCUGUGCGCCCUCGCAGUGCCUCAAUGGGGGCACGUGUCGCCAGACCGGGGAGCUGAGCUACGAGUGUGCCUGCCUGCCGGCCCUGGGGGCAGGGAUUGUUGGGGGUGUGUCUCUCCCCCUGCCCUGGCACGUGUGCCCACGGGGCUGGCGGCUCCAGGCCGCGCUGCAGGAAGCUCAUCGGAAGCUCUCCUGCUUCAACGGCGGCACCUGCCUGGACGGGGUGAACUCCUACACGUGCCGCUGCCGCGCCGGCUUCACGGGCACCCACUGCCAGCAUGAGAUCGAUGAGUGCCAGUCCCAGCCCUGCCUCAAUGGGGGCAUCUGCCUGGACGGCGUGGAGUCCUACCGCUGCACCUGCCCCCAGGGCUACACGGGUGCCCAGUGCCAGACCCUGGUGGACUGGUGCAGGCGCUCACCCUGCCAGAAUGGGGGCCGCUGCGUGCAGACGGGCACGGCCCUGACCUGUGAGUGCCCGGGGGGCUGGACCGGCCGCUACUGUGACAUUCCCAACGUUUCCUGCGAGGUGGUGGCAGCUCAUCGAGGGGUCUCCAAGGAACAGGUGUGUCACUACCGGGGCCAGUGCGUCGACGCUGGCAACACCCACUACUGCCUGUGCAAGGAAGGCUACACAGGCAGCUACUGUGAGAGCGAGGUUAACCCCUGCCAGCCCAACCCCUGCCAGCACGGUGCCUCCUGCCACAGCUUCAUAGGCAGCUACGACUGUGAGUGCCCACCGGGGUUCGAGGGCAAGAACUGCGAGUACGACAUCGACGAGUGCCAGUCCCACCCCUGCCAGAAUGGAGGCUCCUGCAUCGACCUCAUCGGGCGCUACAUCUGCUCCUGCCCGCCGGGAACCCUGGGCGUCCUGUGCGAGAUCAACGAGGACGACUGCGCCGCGAGCUCUGGCAGCCGGGCACCCAAGUGCCUGAACAAUGGGACGUGCGUGGACCGGGUGGGUGGCUACCGCUGCAACUGCCCCCCAGGCUACACGGGCGAGCGCUGCGAGGGCGACAUCAACGAGUGCCUGGCCAAGCCCUGCCUGCCCCAACGCACGCUGGACUGCGUGCAGGGUGCCAACGACUUCCACUGCCUGUGCAAGCCGGGCUACACGGGCCGGCGCUGCCAGAACAUAGUGAACACGUGCGAGUCCCAGCCCUGCCAGAACGGUGGUCAGUGCAAGAUGACGGUGAACACGCCGCUGGGCUACACCUGCCGCUGCCCCCCGAACUAUUCCGGGCCCAACUGUGAGCGAAGCGUGCUGUCAUGUCGGGAGCUCGCCUGCUUCAACGGGGGCAGCUGCCAGCACACAGCACUGGGUGCCCGCUGCUCCUGCCUGCCGGGCUUCACUGGCUCCGACUGCCGCCUGCGGGCCAACAGCAGCUGCACCGGUGCGUCCUGCCUCAGCGGGGGCACCUGCAUAGAGAUGUCCUGGCCUCCCCACUUCCAGUGCCUCUGCCCCAGUGGCUUCUCCGGCCUGCACUGCGAGCAGAAGCUCACCCUGGAGCUGCAGUGCCAGCAGGAGGAGUGCGCUGCCAAGGCCGGAGAUUCCUACUGCGACAAGGAGUGCAACAGCCCUGCCUGCAAGUGGGACGGGGGCGACUGCUCCCUGCUGGUGGGUGACCCCUGGCAGCAGUGUGAGGAGCGCCAGUGCUGGCAGUUGUUCAACAACAGCCAGUGCGACGAGGACUGCAACACGGCCGCGUGCCUCUACGACAACUUCGACUGCAAGAGCCGCGACCGCAGCUGCAACCCCGUGUAUGAGAAGUACUGCUCGGACCACUUCGCCGACGGGCAGUGCGACCAGGGCUGCAACAAUGAGGAGUGUGGCUGGGACGGGCUGGACUGCGCCCGCGAGAUGCCGGAGCACCUGGCCAGCGGCGUGCUGGUCAUCACCGUGCUGCUGCCCCCCGACGAGCUGCGCAGGACCAGCACCACCUUCCUGCAGAAGCUGAGCGCCAUCCUGCGCACCUCGUUGCGCUUCCGCCUCGACAGGGACGGCAACUAUAUGAUUGAGCCCUUCUACCGGCCCAGCCGCCUGCGCCGCCGUGAGCUGGGCCGGGAGGUCAUUGGCUCCGUGGUCACUCUGGAGAUUGACAACCGCCUCUGCGUCCAGGCCUCAGACAAGUGCUUCCCUGACGCGCGCAGCGCGGCCGACUACCUGGCUGCACUGGCCGCUGUCGAGCGCCUGGAGUUCCCCUACCCCAUCAAGGCUGUGCACAGUGACAAGCUGCAGCCGAAGCCCCCGGACUCCGUGCCCCUGGUGCCCCUGGUAGUGGUGGCAGCGGCCGUGAUCCUCCUGGUGAUCCUGGUGCUGGGGGUGCUGGUGGCGCGGCGGAAGCGGGAGCACAGCACGCUCUGGUUCCCGGAGGGCUUCAGCCUGAAGAAGGAGAACAGCAACAAGAACCGGCGGGAGCCUGUGGGCCAGGACGCCUUGGGCAUGAAGAACAUCAGCAAAGGGGAAAGCCUGAUGGGGGAACACUCAGAUGACUGGAUGGAUGCAGAGUGCCCGGAGGCCAAGAGACUCAAGGUGGAGGAGCCGGGCGGGGACUCAGAGGACCCUGUGGACUGCCGCCAGUGGACACAGCAUCACCUGGUGGCGGCCGACAUCCGCAUGCCGCCAUCCAUGGCCCUGACACCACCCCAGGGCGAGUUCGACACCGACUGCAUGGACGUCAAUGUCAGGGGGCCAGAUGGCUUCACUCCGCUCAUGCUGGCCUCGUUCUGCGGGGGCGGUGUGGAGACCGAUCUGGCCGAGGAGGAUGAGGCUGAUGACUCCUCAGCCAACAUCAUCUCGGACCUCAUCUGCCAGGGCGCCAACUUGAGCGCCCAGACGGACCGCACAGGUGAGACUGCGCUGCACUUGGCUGCCCGCUACGCCCGGGCCGACGCCGCCAAGCGCCUGCUGGACGCCGGUGCUGACACCAACGCCCAGGACAACACGGGCCGCACGCCACUGCACGCCGCGGUGACCGCCGACGCCCAGGGCGUCUUCCAGAUCCUGAUCCGGAACCGCUCCACGGACCUGGAUGCCCGCAUGGUGGAUGGCUCCACGGCACUGAUCCUGGCUGCCCGGCUGGCCGUGGAGGGGAUGGUGGAGGAGCUCAUAGCCUGCCAUGCAGAUGUCAACGCCGUAGAUGAGCUGGGUAAAUCUGCACUGCACUGGGCCGCGGCCGUGAACAACGUGGAGGCCACAAUCGCGCUGCUGAAGAACGGGGCCAACAAGGACAUGCAGGACAGCAAGGAGGAGACCCCACUGUUCCUGGCCGCUCGGGAGGGCAGCUACGAGGCAGCCAAGAUCCUGCUGGAUCACUUUGCCAACCGGGAGAUCACAGACCACAUGGACCGGCUGCCGCGGGACAUAGCCCAGGAGCGGAUGCACCACGACAUUGUGCGCCUGCUGGACGAGUACAACACGGUGCGCAGCCCGCAGGGGGCGCUGCCCCCCGGCCACACCAUGUCCCCACUUAUGUGCCCACCCAACAGCUUCCUGCCCAGCCUCAAGCCCACCCCGCAGGGCAAGAAGAGCCGGCGGCCCAGCGCCAAGAACACGGCAGGGGCAGGUGGCAGCGCCAGCCUGGCCAAGGAGGCCAAGGGGCGGAGCAAGAAGCUGAGCUUGGAGUGCCAGGGCUCCCUGCUGGAGAGCUCAGUCACCCUGUCGCCCGUCGACUCGCUGGACUCUCCCUAUGUGGCCAACCCCACCUCGCCCGUCCUGGCCUCGCCCGGCGUCUUCCACCCAGCCAGCUCCUCCAUGUCGGUGGGCUCCACGCCCAUGGUGCAUGGCCUGAUGGAUGGGCCCUUUGCCGUCAGCCUGGCGCGGCUCAGCGACCUGGGCGAGGUGGCAUCGGCCCAAAGCACCAUCCUCUCCAUGAACCGGGUCUCCAUGCCUUCGCUGCCGCGCCAGCCCGGCUGCGUGGGGCUCAGCCUGGGCAUGGUGAGCCCAGUGGCGGUGCCCUUCGACUGGCACACCCGUGUCCCCACCUCCCAGUGCAACCCAGUCAUCGGGGUGGUGCAUCCGGCUGCCUCCCACCCCAACCUGCACCAGGCGGCCCAGCCCUUCCCGCAGGGGCUGCUGCUGCCCAACCACCUGGCCAUGGUGCACAGCUCCCAGGUGCUGGCUGCCCCCAGCCCUGCCAAGGAGCAGCCCCCACCGGCGCCCACCCCUGGGCAGCCCAUGCCCCCACCAGCCCCCGCGGCACCCGCCCUGGGCCGCGCCAGCCAGCCCAUCUCGCCCAAGGAGGGGCAGGGGGGUGCGCGCCCCGGCCCCCCGCCGCCCCCCCAGUAUUACAAGGCACCCGGCGGGCAGGGGGCAGAAGAUUACCCCACACCCCCCUCACAGCACAGCUACACCCCCGGCCAGGACGGCACCCCCAAGCACUACCUGCACCUGCGCAGCGAGCACCCCUACCUGACGCCCUCGCCCGAGUCCCCCGAGCAGUGGGCCAGCCCCUCACCCCACUCGCUGUCCGACUGGUCCGAGUCCACCCCCAGCCCGGCCGUGCUGGGGCCCCCCCAGACCCUCUCCCACCUGCCCGACCAGUCCACCAAGAUGCAGGUGUUUGCGUGAGGGCAGGGGGGAGGGAGCCAGGGCCCCGAGCCCCUCCCCCCAGCCCCCUGACCCCCUUCCUGGGGGA